Molecule: messenger RNA, 1107 nt
Organism: Schistocerca cancellata (South American locust)
Lineage: Eukaryota; Metazoa; Arthropoda; Insecta; Orthoptera; Acrididae
Product: craniofacial development protein 2-like
Exons: 3
Coding region: 1-1107 (368 amino acids)
Biological process (GO): chromatin remodeling
Cellular component (GO): nucleus
Molecular function (GO): catalytic activity
Source: RefSeq, a predicted model, not a curated record
AUGCCUCGGACCUUUGGAGGUGACAGAGUCCCACCUCUAACUGACAAACCAGGGACUCCUAAGAUACGACUUGGCAAACAAAUGGUAAUGAGAUGGGGCGCUAUUAAUAUCAAUGGGGGCUACUCUGGGAAAAAGGUAGAGCUGGCAGAGGCUGCAAGUAAGAUGGGGCUGGACGUUUUAGCUGUUAGUGACAUUCGGGUAAGGGGUGAGAAAGAAGAGGAAGUGGGAGAAUACAAGGUCUACCUGUCAGGAGUCAAAGCAGGAAUAGCACAAUGGGGUGUAGAGCUUUACAUCAGGAAAGAAAUGGAACCCAGCGUAGUUGCAAUAAGGUAUGUAAACGAACGACUGAUGUGGAUAGAUUUGACAGUGUCUAGCAAGAAAAUUAGGAUUGUGUCAGUAUAUUCGCAUUGUGAAGGGACAGAUCAAGAUAAGAUGGAUAGUUUUUAUGAGGCACUCAGUGAUGUAGUUGUUAGAGUUAAGGACAAGGACAGUGUUCUGCUCAUGGGUGAUUUUAACGCCAGGAUUGGAAAUCGAACAGAAGGGUAUGAAAAGGUUAUGGGUAAAUUUGGAGAGGAUAUGGAGGCCAACAGGAACGGGAAACAACUCUUGGAUUUCUGUGCCAGUAUGGGCUUAGUAAUCACAAACUCCUUUUUUAAACAUAAGAACAUUCACCAGUAUACUUGGGAAGGCAGGGGAACCAGAUCUGUCAUUGACUAUAUAAUAACAGAUCAGGAAUUCAGGAAGGCUGUGAGGGACACACGUGUAUUCAGGGGAUUCUUUGAUGACACUGAUCAUUAUUUAAUCUGCAGUGAAAUUGGGAUUGUGAGGCCGAAAAUGCAGGAGGAAAAUGGAAUUAAAGAAGUCAAAAAAGAUUUAACAAAGAAGUUUCAGACAGAUUUAAAGGCAAGGAUAGAAGCAAUACAAUUUUUAUUCACUCCAAAUGAAAAAGCUAGAUUAGUAAAGAUGAAUCCAAGAACACCAGAAGCAAGAGCGCAAAUAAAAUUGCACAAGGAGAAUAAACCAAUGCGUGUUAUUUGCAAUGGGAAGGAAGCCGUUAAUGAGCUCUUGAAUAAAGCUUUGUACCAUCAGCCAAUUGUGACUGAAUAA